Molecule: messenger RNA, 1269 nt
Organism: Morchella importuna
Lineage: Eukaryota; Fungi; Ascomycota; Pezizomycetes; Pezizales; Morchellaceae
Exons: 4
Coding region: 1-1269 (422 amino acids)
Source: RefSeq, a predicted model, not a curated record
AUGAGGGUCUCUCCAAUUGCGAAAGAGAUAUUUUCACGUGCAGAAGUCAUCAAACAGCGUCUCAAGGUCAUGUCACAACCGUCAUACCAACCGGUUGAGAUCCCCGACCCACGCUUCUCGUAUCGCGACCUAGCCCCAUGCUGGCAGGAGCCUCUCGAGACUAUAGAAGAGAUCCCUGCGUUGGAAAGUGACUCCACGGCUGGAGAUAGCCUUCCUGAGAUAAACAAGCUUAUUCAAAGAACACUUGUGAAGGUCUCGCCUCAGCGGCCGGCGACGGUACUGAGGCCGGAGGUGUACUUACAUAUGGCGGCCAAGGUCCAGAUGAUUGUUAAAGAUUUUUCUGUAAAGGAAGCGUUGGAAAUUGUGGCGGUGCUAAAUGCUGGAACAUUUGUUGUGGAUAAACGGGGGGUGACAGAUGUUUGCGAAAAAAUAAAAAGUAUCUGCUUUGACAAUGAUGUUUUGCUACGAAUUACCGGUGUAGACGUUGACACACAGGUUUUUGAAAUGCGUGUGAUUGAAACCAAACUCUCCGCGGUUCCCAAGGUCAAGACACCACCUCGUCAAAUUUUCCAUUGCCACUUCUCCGAACAGGGCAGCAUCUGGGACCAGCUUGAACAGGAACAAAAGACCGACUCUUCCCAAACCCCUGAAGUCCAAAUGUUCACACCAGUGGUCUCGUCACAUCCUCAAAGACCAAGGAUGACAACUAGGAGCACCCGGAAGUUCUCCGUAGCCGACUAUGGAUCCCCCUUCUUCGGCACUACACGAGAGAGGCGCACCUGCUACAACGAAUUCAUCCCCCUCGACCGCUGGUCAGCCGCUGCAACAUACGACUUCAAAAGAAAGUUUCAUCCGACGGGCUUUGGCCGAAGCAGAGCGAAGUUAAAUACUCUUUCCCGCUCGCCUGACUCAGAUGAGAAUCCUUUUUUGGCCACUACGAGCAAGGCCCUGCAGAAGCGGCGUUUGCAAUUCUUUGGAGUGGAGGCCCGGGUUGACGACGAGGGGAAGACCAGCUUCGUUGAUUCUACUAAGCCGGUUAGUACCUGGAUCGAUGUCAAAACAGCGUCUAGAAUCCCACGCCCGCUUGGGGGGUUUCCCAGAUCAUUUUCUGCACCUCCCGCCUCAGAGGGUAGGACACCAGCCUACCAAGCAGAGCGCCAACCAGCACGCCAACUAGAGUGCCGAGGAGAGCGUCCAAGGCAGCAACAGGGGGAGCCGGUCAACUCGGUGCGUCCUACACAAGCGUUUCAGCGACGCUUCCUUCUCUAG